CUGGGGGGCCAACGGCUGGAGUUGCUCUAAGCUCCGGGGGCUGCCGGGCUCGGUAGACUGCAGUGGCCGUUAUCUCAUCUCCGCUUGCUCAACAUAGGGCUGGCGCCUUGGUGCUUGGUGGGGAGUUGCUAAGAAAUUUUUGACAAAGCAUGUCUGAUGUGGCCGCGCGGCUUCCUCUUGCGUCUUCUCCUCCGCGUGACCGCUGGCGCCACUGCCCGCCACGCCUGCGCGCGCGUCCACCCGCUCCUCGUGAAGUCCGGCCACGCUUCCGACACUCGCCUCGCCACCGCGCUCGCCGACGCCUAUGCCAAGUCCGGCCUCGUCACGCACGCGCGCAGGGUGUUCGACGAAACGCCGCACAGGGACCUCGUGCUCUGGAACGUCAUGGUCUCCUGCUACUCCUCCCAUGGUCUGCUCCUCGACUCAUGGGCCCUCUUCGCCUCCAUGCGGAGGAGCUCCGGCCUCUCCGGCGACGGCUUCACCUUCAGUGCCUUACUGAGCGCCCGCGCUCCUCCUUCUUCCUGUAGCCAGUACCUGGGGCUCCUGGCGCACGGCCUUGUUCUCAGGCUGGGCCUCCAGCUGGACCUUGUCGUCGCCACCGCGCUCCUCGACAUGUAUGCAAAGUGCGGCCUGGUCGCUGAUGCUCGCCGGGUGUUUGAUGCCAUGCUACUAAGGAACUCUGUAUCCUGGAAUGCCAUCAUUGUCUGCUAUGGCCACCAUGAUGGAGGCAAGGAAGCACUGCAGAUUUUCGCGUCCAUGCUCAGGAAUGAUGAUGGGCGCUGUUGUCGGCCUGACGAGCUCACGCUUGCCAGUUUGCUUAGUUCCUGUGCCAACAUGGCAGCUGCCUAUGAGGCUACCCAGCUUCAUGCUUAUGCCCUCAAAAGGGGCUUACAAGGAUUUCUGCAAGUAGCCAACGCUCUGGUCAUGGCCUAUGGUAAGAAUGGUUUUCUUCAGCAAGCAACACAGACAUUUGCUACCAUCCAUAACCCAGACAUAGUUUCAUGGUCAUCCAUGGUUUCAUCUUUCGCCUACCUUGGGUGUGCCAAGAAUGCAAUCCAUGUGUUUGAAAGAAUGCUCCAACAAGGCGUGCGGCCUGACGGCAUUGCGUUUCUUGGAGUUCUUUCUGCCUGCAGCCAUGCUGGACUCAUUCAACAUGGCCUAAAGUAUUUUCUUCUAAUGACGACGGAUUACCAAAUUGAUCCAUGGCCGCAGCAUCUUGCUUGUCUGGUUGAUCUCCUAGGGAGAGCUGGCAGGGUUCAGGAUGCCUACAACAUUUUACUCAACAUCUCCUGCCAAACAAACAGUGAUGUAAUUGGAGCUUUCCUUGCUGCCUGCAAGACACGAGGCAACAUUGAGUUGGCAAAGUGGGCUGCUGAUAGGCUACUCAGUCUGGAGCCAAACGAGCCAGCAAAUUACCUGCUUAUAUCUAAUGCUUAUGCUGCUGCAGGAGCUUGGAGUGAGCUUGCAAAGGUAAGAAGUCUUAUGAGAAACGUGUGCAGCAACAAGGUGCCUGGUUGUAGCUGGAUAGAAAUAGGUGGAAAGGUUCAGACAUUUGUCUCCAAUGAUAUUUUGCUCCAACAAUCAACAAAUAUGCGACAAAUGAUGGAAAUUCUUGUUACAUUCAUGGAAAAAGAGAGCAAUGACGAUACUCUUUGUAAGGAUUCAGAUUUUAUUUCAGAACGGUUUUGAUGUCUCAAUAAAAAAUAUAUAUGGGUUAAACUGACAUCUGCAAUAUAUUGUGUCUGACCUUAUCAAUGUGGCAAUUGAACCAUUCUAAGGUUAUCAUAAAGACGAAGAUAGGAUACUAGAACCCUCAGGAAGGCAGAAAGUGGUCUCUUGCUUAUGCAGUUAUGCUUAUAUGUUGUGCUAAUAUGAAAAGGUGAGGAGGGUUAGCAGGUAGAUGAGGUGAUCCGUGAUCCUAAUCCACCGCUUUUUUCCCCGAGAUGGCCACGGCUGACAGUCGUGUUAGAAUAUUUCUCGCCGCUGCGAGAUGGUGGAGCGAAGACUAAUCAGUAUGUCGCUCUCCCCGAGCUCCUCUCUUCCGAAUGUCACCUAAGACAACAUGGCAGCUACUUAAGCAGCAGAUUAGUACCCCACGAAUUGAGCACUCUUAACUCAAUCGAUCUUUAAUUGACGGGCGACUAUUCUUAUCUCAGUCAUCAUAAUUGACGGACGAUGAUCGUGACCAUGAUGACUCUCUCUUGUGUGUGUGCUUGAUGCCUGUCGUCCUUCGCCCAUACUGUUUUCUCAGUGGAGCUUGUGGUGCUCCAUUUCUGGCUGGUUGCUGGAGGUUGGUGAGGCAGGUUCAGAUCUGGGCUUUUAGUGCGAUUCAAGUCUACAGGAUUCAGAUUAUUUCAGAACGGUUUUGAUAUCUCAGUAAAAAUAUAUGUGGGUUAAAUUGACAUCUGCAAUAUAUGGUCUCAGACCUUACCAGUGUGACAAUGUAACCAUUUUCAGGUUAUCAUAAAGACGGAGAUAGGAUACUAGAACCCUCGGGAAGGCAGAAAGUGGUCUCUUGCUUAUGCAGUUAUGCUUAUGUAAGUAUUUCAACAAUCAUAUAUUUCUAUCGCAGUGGUACAAAUCGAUUUAUUACUUCUCAUGAACCUCCAGAUGUUGUGUUAUAAUAUGAAAAGUUAGGAGGAUUAGCAGGUAGAUGAGGUGAUCCGUGAUCCGUGAUCCUAAUCCGCCGCUUCUAUCCCCGAGAUGACGAUGGCUGAGAGUCAUGUUAGGAUAUUUCUCGCCGCUAUGAGAUGGUGGAGCGAAGACUAAUCAGUAUGUCGUUCUCCCCAAGCUCCUCUCUCCCGAAUGACGCCUGAGACAACAUGGCAGCAACUUAAGCAGCAGAUUAGUACCCCACAAAUUGAGCACUCUUAACUCGAUCAAUCAUAAUUGACGGGCGGCCGUUCUUAUCUCAGUCAUCAUAAUUGACAGACGAUGAUCGUGAGCAUGAUGACUCUAUGUGUGUGUUCUUGAUGCCUGCCGUCGUUUGCCCACACUGCUUUCGCAGGCAAGCUUGUGGUGCUCCAUUUCUGGCUGGUGGCUGGAGGUUGGUGAGUCAGGUCCAGAUCUGGGCUUUUAGUGCAAUUCAAGUCUACAGGCUGUAUUGUCCAUGCAUAUGACUCUGGUAUUACAUCAGGGGCUAAUCUGGAAUGUAAGUGUUGGGUUCAAGUGAACAUGAACCCAAUGAGUUUUUCUUAAACUGACUAAAUUGCUACUUGGUACUUAGCACCGUGUGUCACUAGUUAGUUUGACCUCAUACUUUUACUGGGAUGAACCCAAUACGAAAUUUUCCUGGCUGGCUAUUGCGUAUUGACAUCAUGCAAACAUCUCUUAUUUGGUGCUUGAUGGGAAAGCUAUGGGUUUGGCUGCCCUAUCCUACUAUUCACUCUGGAAGUGGUUGGCUGAGGUAUAUCAAUCUGCCUAACCCCUACUUUUACUGUACUACCAAUUCUAGCUUAAAUUGCUUUCAAUCUUCACAUGACCCUAAAGAAGCGGGAGACACAGUCAAUAUGUCUGCGGUAGAGUCCACAACCGAUAUGCACGAAUUCUAUUUCUAACUAAGGAUUGCCAUCUUUUACAAGAUGAAUUAAUCUAUUUGCAUGCAUUUAGAUAUUAAUAGGACACACGGUACAAAACUCAUCAAUGGUGUCUAUGGUUUUCUUUGAUGUGUGUGGUCUUUUGCUCUUUAUUUCCUGGUGGGGCAAAGGAUAAGAUUAAGAUUUCACGAUGUAGAAAUGAUGUAAGUAUAUGAUAAACACAGAUGAAUUGUCUGUAUGUGGGAGUCCAAGAGAUCAUGGGGAUCUACCAAGUGGGGACGUGCCUAUUGUCAGCCACUCAUCCAUUAUUUGUCAGUCACCGCAGCAAAAGGACAUGAGAGGCACUCGUCGACCUCUACCCUGCAACAUACGUCAACUUGGUCCCAGCCACAAUGUUCAACCAACCGUAGCUAGCUGGGCCAACUUGCCUAUUCUUGGCACAAUCUCUGGGGUGUGUUUUCUUAUACGUAAAUUUGUAGGUUGUAUGUGUUGAAUCUAGUUAAGUACUUUGUGUUCCUAGUCGUUUCUAAGGAUUACAAUUAGAAGGCCAGUGUUGCCAAAUCACUGUCGCGUGUGCAUCCAUGAUCGCUCACCGUAAUUUGUGUAAGUUUUGACGCAGUUGUUGCAUGUCUACAAGGUUUUGUGCUCGAAAAGAAGCAAGUUUGCUGAUAGGGCGUAACGAAUUCCUGUAGCGCACAUUAAUCUUGUGAUGUAGCUUGAAAACUAGAGUUGGUCAUAAACAAUUCCAGAUUAUUCCUGCUCUUUUGAAACAUGUGUAAGCUUGCACUUCAUGUUGUGUGUACAAACAAAGUGCUUCAAACUUAAUUUUAUUUUAUUAUAAAGUAAGAAGCAUACAUGUUUGUAAUGAUGCUCCACGAUAUACUCCUAGAUGACAAAUCAAGUCAGUUAUGUGUGUUUCAGUUUUUCUACUCCAUUUUUUCUCGUCAAAUUGUUUGUCUACUUCAUUAUUGUGACACAUGCAUUAGCUAUACUAGAGGUCACUAUGAUGCAGCACUCGUCACAGAUGGUCACUUUUACUGUGUGACAACGUGCGUGGAGCAGGAUUGUGUGUACGACUCUGGUCCCUUCUGGACAUCUUCGCAGUUAACUGUUUCCUCAAUCUGAAACGUGAAAUAAUGCAUCAUUGAUUGGUUCUCAUCUUAUCUCACUGGGUAGUCGCCUCACAUUUCUUUGCUCAUUUGUAGUUUGGUGAUGGGACCACAAACUCUGGUUUUUACGUGUAUAUGACGUGGCGAGAUAUAAUGCGAAUAUGUGAGUAACUGCUUCGGUGUACCUUAUGUACUAUGUCCAUCCUUAUUUGUGUAGAGAACAGAAGUCGAAUUGUCUAAGUUAAAUAUUUUAACUACAUGUAAGUUUACAUGCCUCAUCCGUUCGAAGGAAUUUCACGAACUAUCGAGUAGUUCUCUUAUCCCAUAUAUUGGCCUAGGUUUGAUUAAAUCUUUGCGCUGCCAGAGAACUAAUGUGAAAACAAAUCAGUGUGUCAACUAUGGCGUGCUUAUCUUUCUUUAGUCGUCGCUUCGUUUUGUCAUGUCAAAGAUUGAAAAACCAUGGACAUAACACAUGAUGAAUUGAUUGGUAUCAUUCUCAUGUUGCUUGAUACCUACUUAGAGAUGCAUCCUAAAUUUGGGGGAAUUGAUUGCAUCAUGUAUGACUAGGAUGUCGGGAAGCGCAAAUUGGGGACUGCUUCGAUGCCAUACAAACAAGGUCAUAUUUCAAAGAUCUUGAGGUAAUUUGUGUGUACCGAUGGAUCAAUGAUAUAUUAACAAAUAUAUUCUUAAUUUAGCGUCAUGGAAUUUUGUGAAAAAAACUAUCAACUUGGGUGGUCCUUUUCCUAGAAAUUUGGAGAUAACCAUGGGAAAAUAUUAAAGCAAAAAAUUGUCUUUGAAUUCACAAAAAGAAAAGUCAUUGUAAGCCGUGAACAACUUUUGGAUAUACCUUUUUGGCCGCCUAUCAUUAGCUCUCUUUCUUCUUCUCCCUUAAAUACGUCAACCUCAACUCCCACACCGUGUGAGGGAGAAAAUGAUAGAAAGAGAGAGAUAUAGAGGGAGAAAAUGUGCCAACUGAUGAGUCCCUUGCUUUUAUGCAUGCACCAACUAAUCAUAGGAUUGGGCCAUAAGCAUCGGUGCUUGGUGAUGCCCCUCCUCUUAGGCCAGUUUGGAAACGCGGGGUCGGGAACAACAAAAAACAUAGAAAUAUGAUAAAAGUUCACAUGAAAAACACACAAAUUUUCACAGCCAGCCCAUUUGU
This is a messenger RNA of Triticum aestivum (bread wheat), 5804 nucleotides long. RefSeq names its product pentatricopeptide repeat-containing protein At2g46050, mitochondrial. The transcript is spliced from 4 exons. Lineage: Eukaryota; Viridiplantae; Streptophyta; Magnoliopsida; Poales; Poaceae. Gene Ontology annotation, molecular function: RNA binding; protein binding. Gene Ontology annotation, biological process: RNA modification. The coding region runs from base 157 to 1689 and encodes 510 amino acids. The record is from RefSeq and is a predicted model, not a curated record.